AUGAACUACAGAGGAGGGGAAGAAGAUGAUGCGCUUAGUGCGCCCGUGUGGGAUGAACUUGCAGACCAGGGCCAGACGUCAGUGCCCGAAUUGACGGCGACGUUUAACGAUUUGGGAGCCUCGGAGCACACCGCAGCAGAGGAGGAUCACGAAUCAGAGGGACCAGAGGCUGUGGAUCAAGCGGUUGAGCACACACAGAAGGGGUUGCUGGAGAGACUUGCACCGGAGGAGGAUCCAUUGUCGGAUUUGAAGGGGGAUUCCGGUAGCGGAGUGACGAAUGCGCAAGAUGGGGGUGCCCCGCUGUUCGGGAGUGUGCUGUCACCGCUACCUGUUAACGAUAACGAUUUUAUACACACGGAGACGUCCCCAACGAAGGGUCGUGCUGCAAAACCGCAGAGACUGUUCAAUGCAGCUCGGUUACGGCGCAGACCGCCCAACAGCGACAUUGGUGGCAGUGCCGCUGCCACGGCCACAACGACGCAGGAUACAGAGGGCGGGGAUCCGUUAAAAAAUGCACAGUUAACUACCGAGUCUGAGGAUCAGGCGGACUCAGCACGAGACACUACGGAACAGGACAACGGAGCUGCUGCUAAUACCACACAAAACGAUAUCCUGCAACAGAUACAGGAACCCCUGUAUCACUUGUCCCCAAAGAAGGGGGAAGAUGAAUCUCAUGAUACAAUGGAUACAGAGACAGACACGCACGAGACAGAGGCCGAUCAAGGGGAGCCACAUACUACGGUCCCCUUUACGAUCGAAGUUAACCAACCCAUAAAAGUCGGCGAAUUGACCUCUGCGCAUAUGGAAUAUACCGUCCAUAGUGAAUCACCGGCCAUCGCGCAAGGCUAUUCAAGAGUGCAGAGGAGGUACACCGAUUUUAGAUGGCUAUACCGUCAACUACAAAGCAAUCAUUGGGGGAAGGUCAUUUCACCGCCGCCAGAGAAGCAGAUUGUUCGAAGCUUCAAGAGAGACUUCAUUGAAAACAGAAGGUUUCAAAUGGAGACGAUGCUGAAGAAAAUCGCUGCCGAUCCUCUUCUACAGGGAGACCAAGAUUUUGUGUUGUUUCUAACGAGUGAAAACUUCAGCAAAGACUCCAAAGUGAGAGAACACGUCUCUGGAUCCGGGGCUUAUAACGACAGUAAAGAUCUGUCAGAGAUACAUAUCAGUGAAAUCCAGCUACUCGGAGCGGAAGAUGCUGCCCAGGUGUUCAAGCAAGGCGGGAUCGAUGCCGAGGUCAACAGAGGGUUUAUGAAUCUGUCCUUUGGGGCCAACCCUCCCAAGUACAUCGAGCCCGACGCGGCUCUGGUCGAGCAGCGCACGAAAUUCGAUCUUUUGGAGGAGCAGUUGAAGCAAUUGUACAGGUCGCUGGAAUUGGUGGACACGCAACGGAACGAGUUGGCCGUUACCAUCGAAGAAUUUAGUGGUGUGAUACGUAAGCUAUCCGAUCUGGCAGUGACGAACCAAUCGUCGGACCUGCUUACGUCCUUUGCUGAGGUGCACGACAACAUAAAGGCCUCUCUCGAGAGAAGCUCUUUGCAGGAAUCUUUGACGAUGGGCGCCACUCUGGACGACUACAUAAGGUCCAUCGCAAGUGUCAAAGCCAUAUUCAACCAGCGGAACAAACUGGGUUACUUCCUGGGGAUUGUAGACGACGAUCUUGCCAAGAAAAAGGUAAAUCUAUCGAAAUACAGGCCCGCGGAGGCCAGGAGUGCCAAGUUCAAGAGCUUAGCCGCGGAGUGCGAAACAUUACAGGGACGGCACGAUAAGAUUGUACAUUGGUGGAACAAACUGGGCCUCGCGAUUAAAAGAGAGGUUGCACUCUUUGAAAGAGAGAAGAUCACCGAGUUCCGCAACAGCAUGGAGAUAUCGUUGGAGGCCGCUAUAGAAUCCCAGAAGGAGUGCAUUGAGUUAUGGGAAACGUUUUACACGAACAGCCUUUGA
This is a messenger RNA of Huiozyma naganishii CBS 8797, 1941 nucleotides long. It is a transcript of the gene VPS5, whose product is annotated as sorting nexin 1. Gene Ontology annotation, cellular component: endosome. Lineage: Eukaryota; Fungi; Ascomycota; Saccharomycetes; Saccharomycetales; Saccharomycetaceae. The transcript has a single exon. Gene Ontology annotation, molecular function: phosphatidylinositol binding. Gene Ontology annotation, biological process: protein retention in Golgi apparatus; retrograde transport, endosome to Golgi. The coding region runs from base 1 to 1941 and encodes 646 amino acids. The record is from RefSeq and is a predicted model, not a curated record.